This is a messenger RNA of Moneuplotes crassus, 1169 nucleotides long. The record is from the annotation of a GenBank genome assembly. NCBI's taxonomy places the organism in Eukaryota, Ciliophora, Spirotrichea, Euplotida, Euplotidae.
UUAAAAUCUUAGCUCAAAUGGAGUACGCUAAUAAUAGACUGAAGGAGCUCUCAUUUAAUUCGAAUUAUGAACUCAAGAAUAAAAUCUUGGGGCCUACGUCUGCAGGGAAUUUUGCAGAUAAGGAAAAUAAUGAUGUUUUUAACCAGCUAUGGAGCUGAACAAGGGAAGAUAUGUACCCAAGAGAAACUCAAGAAGAGACUAAUAGGACAUAUGAUAAUUAUCCCAAAGACUCACUGUCUUUUUCAGAGCAGAAGUUUCCACAGAAUCAGCCGAAAAUGAGUAAUAAUUUUGACACGCAGAACUCUGUGCAGUCUACAGCUCCGUUCUUUGGGAAUGAUGAUAACUCUGGGCGGGAUACUCUUCUAUUCAAAUGAAGAGAGGCUAUAGAAUCUCUUCAGGAAGAAAUAGAGGACUAUCAAAAAGCCUUGGGAGAAAGAGAUUUCUUACUAUCUCAAGCACAGGAAAGAGAAGAUCAACUACUUCUUUCCAAAAGUAAUGCUAAUAAAGAGGUUGAGUCUUUAACCCGAAAACUCCAAGAGUCUAGAGAGGAGCUAGCCAAUUAUAAAUCAAAAGCUGCUGAAAAUGAGGAGAAGUAUGACCAAGAAUGCCAUAAGCUACUUGAAGAAAACAAAAAGCUAAGAUGUGAGAACAUUGAGCUUGAAAGCUCAAUCAGUAAAUACAAGAUCAAACUUGAAUGCAUUGAGGAGACAGUAAACGACCUUAAGCUGAAAAAGACGUCUUUAGAGGACUCUCACGAAAGGCUAGAGGUUAAGGUCAAAGAUCUUAAAACCACAAUUAACGAAUACGAGACAGCUAACCAGCAGUUAGACACUAAGCUCAUCUGGGCAGAGAAAACCUACGAAGAAGGGAUGUCCAAAAUAAUGACUGAAUAUGAAAAAGAGCGUGAGCUUCUUCAGAAGAAGAACGAAGAUCUCAUCAAGAAGGCACAGAACAGCCAAUAUGACCGGGAAGCCAAGAUCAAGGCCAAAAUGAAGGAGAAAAUUGUCGGAAUCCAGAAAGGCAUCGAAGCUAGUAAUGCCGAGAUCAACAAGUUGAGGGAAGAGAAGCAGAAAUUAUUGAAGAAGAAUAUGAAAUUGGUUCAGAUUAUUGAUGAAUUCAAGAUCUCCCAGCGAUCAGAUUCUGGAUUAUAUUCCAAAGUUUUUAAGUAA